Molecule: messenger RNA, 1809 nt
Organism: Triticum aestivum (bread wheat)
Lineage: Eukaryota; Viridiplantae; Streptophyta; Magnoliopsida; Poales; Poaceae
Product: putative F-box/kelch-repeat protein At4g22430
Exons: 2
Coding region: 178-1380 (400 amino acids)
Molecular function (GO): protein binding
Source: RefSeq, a predicted model, not a curated record
CUCCAACCGGACUGGGCUUUUUUGUUUCAGUCCGGCUGGAGAAGAAAAGCUUCUGGAGCGUCCACACAUUCGUCCUCCUGUGAUCCUGUCUCUGUCGCUCCAAGAAACUCGUCGCCGCCGGCUGCAUCCCCGCCGCCCUAAACCAGCCCAAGAUCUGACCCCUGCCCAGGCCCUUCCAUGGAGGAGGCGGAGAAAGGGGAGCUCUUGGAGAGGGACACCAAGCCUUGGCUGGACAGCCAUCCGGGGCCAACGGCCGGCCUACCCCUGCUCACCGACGACCUCGUCCUGGAGAUCCUCUCCCGCCUCCCCGUGAGAUCCCUCCACCGCUUCAAGUGCGUCUCCGUGUCCUGGCGCGACCUCAUCGCCGACCCCGCCAACCGCAAGAAGCUGCCACAGACCCUCGCUGGCUUCCUCUACUUUACCACCGACGACAGCGGGCAUCGCCACCACUUCGCCAGCGUCUCUGGCGCCGCAGCCCCGCUUGACCCUUGCCUGCAGCCUAACAAGUACAAGUACAUGGCCCAGCUGGGCUCCUGCAAUGGCCUCCUUCUAUACCGCGGCAGCAACAAGAGGAUGGCGAAUUGGGCAGGCGGUGCUUCCCGUUUUGUGGUGUGCAAUCCUGCCACUCGGAGGUGGGUGGAGCUGCCCCCUCAACCGCAGGUGCCGGCGAACAAAUAUUGCCAUAUCGCAGGUCUGACUUUCGAUCCAGCGGUCUCAUCCAGAUUUCACGUUCUUAGUUUUGAGGAGACAUAUGUGGAAAAUCACAUGACAGCAGUGACCAUCUACUCGUCGCACACAGGAGCCUGGAGUUUCAGGAGUGGUAGUAGGAUGGUUGAGAAAGUGGUGCCGCUCAAUAGUAAAUGUGUCUUCGUCGGCGGUAUGAUGUAUUUGAUUGGCAACCUGAUGGACUUCAACAACAUAUACGUGCUGAUGGUGGUGGACAUGGAGGGGAAAGUGUGGAAGACUAUCCCUGUGCCGUACGGCCGAGGAUCUGCCACGAUUGGAGUGUCGCAGGGGUGCUUGCACUAUGUUGUAGCUUCAACGGUUCCAGUCAAUGAUAGUAAUGAAAUCCUAGGUUCUGGGAUAACACUUUGGUGCCUCAAGGAUCGUGACAGCAAAGAAUUGGUUCUAAAGCGUUCUGCCAACAUCAAUGAGAUUAUGGGCAUGAUUGGGGAGAAGUACAGGGUGGCUGCGAUUCAUCCAGAUUGCGACACCGUUUUCUUGAUGUCAUCUGGAGGUGAUACCUUGGUAGCGUAUGAUAUGCAACAUCAGAAAGUUCAUUGCAUCCUUAAUCUUGAGAAAGGCAUUACAAAACCGAAACGGUUUCUACCCUAUGUUCCUCUGUUCUCAGAGUCAUUACCAGAUGCAGAUGGGCAGUAGCUUUACCUUCAAACCACCCCUAUGGUUCCUCCCAAGAACCGUCUCUUCUUUCGGCUGAACAAUUUGUCUGUGUACUUUGGAAUCUGCUUCAAUCAUGAUGCUCAAUUUGCUACUGCUUACACUCCUGCUGGCUUGGUUUCCAGUUCGGAGCAAUGCCUGGCAAACUACAGAUGAAGCACAAUGUCAUUUGCAGAGAACAUUGUUACUCUUUUUCUGUGUUGCCUAGCACUGGUUAUUGUUCGGGGCAUGUGUUAGUUCCAUGUGGCUAAAUUCUACUGUAAUUUCUCUUCCUUUCCAUAACAAUCAGUUUAUUAUGGUUAUCCUAAAUCCUAUUGCAGAUUGUGAACCUCAGUGUUGUGAAAGGGUCAAUCAGACUGGUUACUGUUGCAAAUGUCUAGUUGACAUUAUUCAUUCAGUAUUUUCAUAAAA